Molecule: messenger RNA, 276 nt
Organism: Colletotrichum lupini
Lineage: Eukaryota; Fungi; Ascomycota; Sordariomycetes; Glomerellales; Glomerellaceae
Exons: 1
Coding region: 1-276 (91 amino acids)
Source: RefSeq, a predicted model, not a curated record
AUGGUUCGGAGGAUGGGACUCGCAGGACUGCCUUUCACUCGUACGGACGUAAGACAUCGCCCAUACAGCAGAAGUGGCGUUACCGCGUCGGCACUGCCAGGCGAACCUUUUUUUUUUGGCAGGAUUUCCCAACCACCGUGCCUCCGUCACCAACUUCUGACCACUUGGGUUCAAGCCAGGACGAGGACUGCGCAUAGUCGAUGCAGCCGCGCCCGGCUGGGGUGGCACUGGCACCCCACACCGAAUGCCGCGUUUAAUUCUCACCAAACCUUAUAA